CUUUGAAAAGCUUCGUGAAAGUUGGCAUUUAUGAUACAAACGAGCAAAACGAUUGUUUGUUUGCGUGUGUAUGUGUAUUUAUGCGCAUUAUUCUACGCCCAUUAAAUACGCACAUACAUUUAAAAAAGCAUUUCGAUUUUAAUUCUUUUGUAUGCGAUUAAGUGAGCGCAUUUCUUUUAAGAAAACGAACAAUGUAAAAUAGUACACUUCAAUUUGUACUAUACCAACAGAAAAUCAUCAACAGAGAUGAGUGAGUAAUACUACUUCGCCGGGCAGUUGCCGUCGAUCGUUUUAUAAGUGCGGCCGACUGGUGUCCGGCUGUGCCGUUUAAUUUUGCUGCGAACUGCGAAGAAUACGAGUGUUCCAAAAUUUGAUAAGACUGCAGAAUGAUAUUAUAUAAAAUAUUUCAACAAAAUUAUUCUAGAUAAACGAAAUAUAACUACAAUAGCAUAUGGCAAACGGAAAACAACAAAUAUUUUUAUUUGUAUUUGAUUAAGAAAUAAAUAACAGUUGGAUAAAUAUUUUUUGUAAAUAAAACUCGUAUUAUUAGUGUAGACAUUUGUAUUCAAUCAAAAAGUCAGUUGAAACAAGCAAAGUGUUCGCUUCCACACGCAGUAAAAACGCUUCAAUAUAUACAAUAGUCAUACACAGAAAAUGUUCUCUACAUCCGGCUACGAUCGACUCUACGUCCGAAGCACUUCCGGUUUAGCUAAAUUGCUCUGUAUGCUAUUUGCCGUGGCUGGCAUUAUAUGCAUUGCAGUUAGCACGGCGCCAGUGACGAAUCUGCGCGGCCUCAUCUAUAUGUGUGUAAUGGUGUUCGCCUGCCUCGGCAGUGCGCUGGUGUUUUUGAACAAUUUUUGUGAAAUUCGUCGUUGUAGGCGGCAUUUUUGCAAUACAACCAGGUUUGAGCUGUAUCUUCAUGCCACACUGGCAGUGCUGUGUUUUCUUGCCGCUUCUGCCGCGCUAACGUUGGCUUUGGUGACCUACUCCAUUGCAGCGUUUUUCGGCUAUGUUGCAUUCUGCCUGUACGCCUUGGAUGCCUGGUGUAACUAUAGGAGAUAUCGCCAGCGCGAUAUGAGCACGCAGACGUAAUAGUGUGUGUAUGAAGGUUGUUGCAGAUAACAGUAUUUUCGCUGUUUAGGAAAUAUUUUAUAUAUGUUCGAGGAUAUUACUCAUGUCGAUAUCACCUGCCUGUCUCUAAUGAAGUACAUACUGCCAUUGUACAAUGUUUCAAAAUAAUUUAAGGCUUUAAUAACCAGUAUGUACAAGUAUUAUUAUAAUAGUAUAAGUAGCUUUUAUAUGUGUUUAGUGUUAUAAGUUGCACUUAAACAGUAAUGGCUUGUGUGUGGUAAAUGGCCUGAGACAGAAGCCAAAAUUGCUAUCUCGCUCUUCAAACACUAACAAAAAUACUCUUGUACAGUCAGGCGACUAUUAAGCAUUUAAGUUGUGAUUCAAAGUACUUAUAUGUAUAUAUUUAUCAAGAAAGAAAUAUAUAUAUUUGUAUAGAUGCAUAUUGUAUUAUUCGCAAAUCUUAAUCAUAAAUUAGCUAUAUGUUGACCAUAUAAUUGUACCUACUAAGCAUGUUUGCGUUAUGAUACAAGUUUGUUGAAAAUUAUACCGAGGAAAAUACCAUAUAGUUGAAGAAUCGAAAUUAGGAAAACCAUGUAAACGAUAAAAUCCUUUGUUUUAAAAUAUUAAAGUCCGUCUGUUGUUCACGAAGUAAUAUUUUUUACUGCCUCCAGAGAUUUCUCCUUGUUAUCAUUAAAUUGUAUACAAUCGGUGAGAGUUUAAAAAUUGAUUGAGAUCUUGGAAAUUUGUUGAUAAUUAUUCAUACUUUUUUUUCAUUUACAUACCUAUUACCUACUAUGUUAUAAUGCGUCUUUUUGUGGUCAUUAUAAUCUUACAACGAUGCUGAAAGGGUUAAAUUGAGGAAAACCAACAUAUACCUCUAUGUUCCAUGUUAAACAAAAUAUUGACUGCGGAGAGAACCGAAACUGUUAAAUUAAUAACGGUGUAACCUUUCUCAUACCAGCACCGUUUUUUGCUUAUCAAGUCAGACUAAACAAGAAGAUAUAUUUAUCAUUAAAUAUGUUUGUUAAAUAAGAAAUUCGUGUAGUCCCUAGAAUAAAUUUUAGAAUACAUUUUUCAUGGUAUUAGCAUUGGAUGAAGUUAAGGCACACUAACUUGGAAAAUACAUACUCUUCUAAAUGCAUGAAACUUUUGUUAAUUUGAACUAAAUUUCUGAAUAUUAUUAUGUUAUCUAAGUUAUAAUUUUCAACAAAUAGCAUUAAUUUGGUAUUGAAAGUAAACAUUUGAUGAUCGUAAAAUAGCCUUAAAUAUAGUUAGUCUCUUCCAUAAUUUAACUCUAUAAGUACAAUUUAUCUGUAUAAGUACAUGUGUUUUAUUUUGGUAAAAAACCAAAUUAGGAAAUUAAUUUAUUUGUUUCGUUAUAAAAGUAAAACAUCUAAGAGCUGCUUAGUUCGAGCAAAGAUGACCUUUAGGUAACCUAGGAAAUUAUAAGAAUAUUAGAAUAACGAAGUACCAGUUGGUAUAGUUUUAAAGGAAUACACAUUUUUUUAUAGUAAAUGCUACGAAAUUAUAUCGAAAUACAAAUUAAAGUGAUCUACCAA
Messenger RNA from Bactrocera oleae (olive fruit fly), 2630 nucleotides. RefSeq lists its product as uncharacterized. The record is from RefSeq and is a predicted model, not a curated record. NCBI's taxonomy places the organism in Eukaryota, Metazoa, Arthropoda, Insecta, Diptera, Tephritidae. Gene Ontology annotation, cellular component: membrane.